UUUUUGAGAACCUGAAAGACUCCAACGAAUAUUGGUUCAUAUGAUAAGACAAACUUUUCUUUUCACUCUUUUCAAAUCAAAACCAAGCUUAGAACUGCCCUGAUAUGCUAAAAGAGCAACUAUACAAAAGAAAACAAGUGUUUUUUUUUUAGGUAUGGAAGGAGAAGAGAGCUUAGUUUUAGAAACUUCAUAUGCUGCAAACCAAGAACAUGGCCAUGUGAGAGAUGGAGAAGCAUCUGAUCAAGAUUUCUGUGGAUUGGAAGCUAUUGAAGUUAUCGAAGAGACGAAGAAGCAGAUGAAGCUAGCAGGGCCUCUUGUAGCAGUUAGUAUUCUGCAGAACAGCAUACAAUUGAUAACUAUCAUGUUCAGUGGUCAUCUUGGUGAGCUACCUCUUUCUAGUGCCUCUUUGGCCACCUCUUUUGCUUCAGUGACUGGUUUCAGUGUUUUGUUAGGAAUGGCAAGUGCCUUGGAGACACUAUGUGGACAAGCCUAUGGAGCCAAACAACAUCAUCUACUUGGAAUCCAUAUGCAAAGAGCAGUUCUAACCUUACUGUCCUUAUCCAUUCCCCUAUCACUCAUCUGGUUUUACACAGACACUAUCCUCAUUUCGCUGCAUCAAGACCGCGAGAUAUCCACUGGCGCGGGAACUUUCAACUGUUGGAUGAUCCCGAGCUUGUUUGCCUUUGGUCUACUUCAAUGCCUCAACAGAUUCUUACAAACACAGAACAUAGUUUUCCCUAUGAUGAUAAGCUCUGGGGUCACAACUCUUCUCCACACCUUGGUGUGUUGGCUUCUUGUCUACAAGUUUAGCCUUGGGAUCAAGGGAGCAGCCUUGGCAAACAACAUCUCAUAUUGGUUCAAUGUGUUUUUGCUUGCAAUUUAUGUGAAGUUCUCUGGGGCUUGCAGACAUACUUGGACAGGCUUUUCAAGAGAUGCCUUGAAUGAUUUUUUCAGCUUUUUAACACUUGCCAUUCCUUCUGCAGUAAUGAUAUGCUUUGAAUACUGGUCAUUUGAGAUGGUAGUACUAUUAUCUGGUCUUCUCAGCAAUCCAAAGCUAGAGACAUCUGUGUUGUCAAUAAGUGUGAACACAAUGUGGAUGGUAUACAUGAUCUCUGUUGGCCUUGGAGGAACCAUAAGUACAAGGGUGUCGAAUGAAUUAGGAGCCGGGCAGCCACAGCGCGCACGAUUAGCUUUACUCGUUGCAAUUGUGGUUGCUUUAUCAGAGGGUGUCUGUGUAGGAAUAGUAACAAUCUUAGCAAGCCCUAUUUGGGGAAAGCUUUUUAGCAAUGAGAAAGAAGUUAUCCAAUAUGUUGCUAAAAUAAUGCCACUUCUUGCACUAUCUGAUUUCUUGGAUGGAUUUCAAUGUGUGCUCUCAGGAGCUGCAAGAGGGUGUGGGUGGCAAAAGCUUUGCGCAUUUAUUAACCUUGGAGCUUACUAUGUUGUAGCUAUUCCUUUAGCUGUGUUAUUUGGUUUCUUCUUCCAUAUCGGAGGCAUGGGGCUUUGGAUUGGGAUAAUAUGUGGACUUUCUAUUCAAGUGAUAGCACUUACCACUGUAAUUGCAUGCACAAAUUGGGAAAAAGAGGCAAUGAAAGCUGUACGAAGAGUCCAUGAGGCUGGCAGAGCUAUUGGCAUUGAAACAGAGAAUUUGCUUUCAAAAGAAACCAAAGUCUCCCAACAUUCCCACUCAACACCAUGACACCAAUAUUCCCAUGAAUAUUAUACCCUUCUUAUAAAAUUAGGAUCCUAAGACAAAUAAAGAAAAAAAAAAUGUUAUUUUUCUAAUUUUUAUACAUAAAACGAUAUUUUUCUAAACUUAGGAAGCUUUUCUAUGUAAAAAUUAAUGUAUUUCUUAAAUUUGAGAUCUCGAGCAUGGAUCUAGUCCGCUUAUACUCAGACACGACCCUACUUGAUAGCCAAACUCAUUUUUUGACUCUGGCUUUCACUAAUAUUUCUAAACGCAUGCACAUAA
This is a messenger RNA of Humulus lupulus (European hop), 1969 nucleotides long. RefSeq names its product protein DETOXIFICATION 17-like. Gene Ontology annotation, biological process: xenobiotic detoxification by transmembrane export across the plasma membrane. Lineage: Eukaryota; Viridiplantae; Streptophyta; Magnoliopsida; Rosales; Cannabaceae. Gene Ontology annotation, molecular function: antiporter activity; xenobiotic transmembrane transporter activity. Gene Ontology annotation, cellular component: membrane. The record is from RefSeq and is a predicted model, not a curated record. The transcript has 8 exons. Bases 155 to 1696 code for a protein of 513 amino acids.